UAUAGUAGCCCAGAGGUGGACAAGUCUAACUAAAUUGGCCCCAAACGCAAAGGGUGAAAGGUGACGCAGUGGAUGGGAACGCACCGUGGACUCGGUGGGUCAAACCGCGGACGAAGUUUGGUCAAGUGUGCCUACGUCCAGCGUUGGACGGCCUGCCCAGAUAUGAUUGACCAUGACGUAAUUAUGAUUGACGUGUGCGCGGGACGAUGACUGAGAUGAAGGAUCUCCACAAGUUGCUGCUGCGCAGGUACCACCGCCAGCUGGUACGGGACAUGCAGACCACCAGGGUGCUCGUACAGAUGUUGGCGGUAUUUGACCAGAGCGAGGAGGCGGAGGUUCUGGCCGGCCAGACUCCCACAGACCGCGCCACCAGGUUCCUGAAGAUCCUGCCACAGAAGGGAGCGGAGGCGUUUGAAGCCUUCGUCAAAGUCUUGGAGAAGAAACAGCCCGAGCUCGCCCGUCCGCUGAGGGAGGAGGGGCUGAGGGAGUCUGCAUCCUCCAAGAACGGUGAAAAGGCGACGUUCCUGUCCCAGCAGCUGCGCCAUAAACUGUCCUCCCUCCCCGACUUCACGCCGUCACAGUGGUUCAGACUAGUGGAGAAACUCCCGUUCGAGGGGGAGGAGAGGAAGAGCCUGGAAACGCAGAACGGUUCGUACCCGGUAUUACGGCUGCUGGCGUCCUGUCAGAACGUUCCCAUCAGGAGAGUGGCGCGGGCGGCCCGAGAGGUGGAGAGGGGGGACGUGGCCGACACGCUCAGGGCCAACCUGCCUAAAGGAACCACGGGUCCGAAGUUAGCGGACACGCUGCCGAUCAAAGACCUGCCUCGGGACGUGCGGUUACGGCUAACUACGGAGCUCAACAUCUCCAGAUCAGCAGGUAAAGACUGGAAGCUGGUAGCAGAACGGAUCGGGGUCCUGCCGCAGACUGCCCAGCUCUGGGAGCACAACAAGGCCAGGAGUAACCCCGCUGAGAAGAUGCUGGCCGACUGGCACAAACGGCCGGACGCCACGGUCGCUAAACUCUAUCAGAUUCUCCUGGAUUGUAAGAUGGAGGACGUCGCCGAUAUACUGUAGCGAAAACAGCGAUUGAAAAAAAAAGACAACUGAUGCGGAAGAGAGCGCUAUAUUGUUAGAGUUAAGACAAUGAGAGGACAGUGAUGUUUUCAUCUAUUCAAACUCUACCAGAUUCUCCUGGACUGUAGAAUGGAGGACGUCGCCGAUAUACUGUAGGGAAAACGUCGAGUGUAAAAAAAAAAACGUGGAUGCACAAGAGAAUGACAUACGGUGAAGACAAUGAGAGGACAGCAACGUUGUUCUAAGUAUUAAAACUGUAUACCAGAUUUUCGUGUAAAAUUUAAAAUGGACUAUACAAUGGAGAACGUCGCCGAUAUACUGUAGGGUCAACGAGAAACAGAUGAAAACAGAUGCAGGAAAGCAGAAAAGAGGGAUGUCUUUUGUAGAGUUACGUGUACAUGUAAGACAACGAGAGGACAGCGCUUUGUUUAUCUAUUAUAACUCCACAAGAUUCUUGUGAACUGUAAAAUGGAAUUCUUGUGAACUGUAAGAUGGCUGAUAUACUGUAGGGAAAACAGCGAUUAAAACAACUGAUGCAGAAUAGAAGGAUUGAUAUAUAUAUAGAAUUAUAAGACAAUGAUAAGACAAAGUUGUCUUUAUCUAUUAAAACUGUAUCAGAUUUUCGUGGACUGUA
Molecule: messenger RNA, 1707 nt
Organism: Branchiostoma floridae (Florida lancelet)
Lineage: Eukaryota; Metazoa; Chordata; Leptocardii; Amphioxiformes; Branchiostomatidae
Exons: 6
Coding region: 207-1073 (288 amino acids)
Biological process (GO): regulation of apoptotic process; MyD88-dependent toll-like receptor signaling pathway; positive regulation of canonical NF-kappaB signal transduction
Molecular function (GO): TIR domain binding
Source: RefSeq, a predicted model, not a curated record